Molecule: messenger RNA, 793 nt
Organism: Cuscuta europaea
Lineage: Eukaryota; Viridiplantae; Streptophyta; Magnoliopsida; Solanales; Convolvulaceae
Source: the annotation of a GenBank genome assembly
CGUGUUAAGACCAUGAAUGAAAUUGUGAAUCUUAGGUUUAAACCAUGGGCGACAUGGAAAUUAAACGGGUUACAUACCCACAUUAGUAAUUAUAUACUCCUUUGUUUCAUAAAACUUGGUCAAAAUUGUUUUGCACGUAGAAUAAUAAGAGUGAAUUUCCCAAAUACGAGUAUCAUUUUUGAAGCCUGAAGCUUGAGCCUGAGAGAGGAAAGUUGAGAGAGUCUCUCUCUAGCCAAUCGGACUAUUCUUUCCCGUCAUGUCGGCACCACCACUUGCGGUGGCCGCCGCCGCCGGGGCCCUCCUAGCUCCGGCGGGUCUUUGGUUUUCAGAAUUGGUUUUUUGUCUUUGGGUUCUCCUUCACUUCGGUGGCCUGAAUGGAAUUUGUUUGGUGAACUGCUUUCGAAGGUUUUGGCCGGAAAUUAUGGUGGCUCGAAGCUCUAAUUGGCGUGGAUUUUUUUUGGCAGACCUGGGUCCGGUAGUUUCUACUGGUUUAUGCUUUGGAGGGACCGCGCCUUCCUCUGUCGCAAUCGGAGUGAAAACUCUCCGGCGUUUGCAGCUUCUUGGUCGUUUGACAAGGCGCCAGUCGGUUGUGGGCUCUUUGUAUUCUGAGGAAGUGGGGGGCUUGCCAAAAUGAAUCGGGGUCCGGCAGUUGAAGGUCCGUUCCAUCUCUGCUGCUUGAGAACGAACGAUGUUUCCGUGGUUUACCUCCAAUAAACAUGAAUUUUGUUCGUGUUCGUCAACCAGAUUCAUUUAAUGUGAGUAAUCUUAUUUCGAUGAUGAUGUAGCAGUUGUG